Molecule: messenger RNA, 1424 nt
Organism: Annulohypoxylon maeteangense
Lineage: Eukaryota; Fungi; Ascomycota; Sordariomycetes; Xylariales; Hypoxylaceae
Product: DUF431-domain-containing protein
Exons: 5
Coding region: 294-920 (208 amino acids)
Biological process (GO): peptidyl-arginine methylation
Molecular function (GO): protein-arginine omega-N monomethyltransferase activity
Source: RefSeq, a predicted model, not a curated record
ACUUGCUCAUGCUUUCCUCAUAUGAGCCAAUAUAUUUAUAUCGUUUGAUUCCACACGGUUUAUUGUAUUGUCUUCGUCGAGUAUUAUUCGUAUCAGCAAUUUAUACGGAUUUCCGGAAUUUCUGUAUUGAAGGAGACGGACGUUUACAAGUCAUACUCAGCACGUAUUUCACCUAACUAUACCUAUACUCUGGGGAAACACACCUUUUUUCGAGGGUUCAGCCACCGUAGUAUUAUUGGGGUAAACCUAGCAGACGAAUAUACAGAGGUACACUCAGACAAAAAGGCCAGAAAAUGCCACUUCGCCAGACCUACAUAGUCGAGCACCUGGACCCGGAGCUAGGCCAGUGGUCGGAGCUCGAGUACAUCGCCAUCGCGCGCGAGACGCAGGCGACGGGGAACACGUUCAUGCUAUCCUCGCUUCCGGGAGAGUUCAAGGUCCCGGCGAAACUAGCUGAGAUCCCGGCUUUUAAGGCGGAGAGGAGGGGCGUUGAAGAGAUUUACGGCGAGGGAGAGAAGAAGUUGAGGGUUUGUCUGCUGGAUCCGCAGGCUGACAAGGAUUUGAACCCUGAGGAUAAGAGGGAGUUUGAUGUUUUUCUGUUCGGGGGUAUUUUAGGUGAUGAUCCGCCGAGAGAUCGUACUUCCGAGUUACGCAAGAAAGGCUUUCAGGGCCGUCGCUUAGGUCCCGUGCAAAUGACAACCGAUACGGCAGUAAGGGUGACACGGAUGGUGAUCGAGGAGCAGUUCACGUUGAACAAGGUCCCUUUCGUCGAUUUCCCGGAGCUCAAAUUCAACGAGCACGAGAGCACGCAAAUGCCUUUUCGAUAUGUAACGGAUGAAGACGGGAAACCCAUCAUGCCCGAGGGCAUGGUGGACUUAAUCAAGAAAGAUGCGGAUAAGAGCAUCGAUGACUUAUUUUAAGGCUGUAUAGGUACCUUUCAGGGGUUGGGAAUAUGGAUGAUCAUCCGUUCAAUAACUUGAAAAUACCCCAGCUUUAAGGGAUUCCGCCCUCCCCAGCUGUAGCGCUAGAGGGCAUCUACAUAUAGGUAGAUUCUCAAAUGUUCCACAAACGGGAAUAGAUAAAAUGCAACCUAUUCCAAGGACAUAUAUCACUUGCCACCCCCGAAUUGAACCUCAAGCUAGUAUGGCGAAAUGGUAGCCGUGAAUUGAUCAAAGUACCUGGUACAAUCACUAUGGUUCAUCCAAGUCCAUAGCUUCAGCUGAAUCACCGGAGUCAGACCCACUUUGGCCCGAAUCUUCGUCUUCCUCAUCACCAUCCCCUUCACUCUCAUCCUCUUCGUUCUCGCCCUCUUCAUUGAUAUCAUCCAUCGCUUCAUCAUCUUCACCCUCAUCUUCUCCCUCCAAUUCUUCUUCCUCCCCUUCUUCCACCCCUUCCUCUUCAUCCUCUCCCUCCUCACCCCCAAG